UAUUUUUGGUAAAAACCAGUGACUGCAAGCCGAAACCUAAAUCUAGAGGACGUUGGACUCAUAAAUACAUGGUAUUUGCCCUCCCCCAAUGAAUUCAUCUAUGGCGAGAUCAGUUGGUUUUAGCCGAUUAAUUGGGUUUUGCUCCUCAAAGAAGUCAUUUUUUGGGAGAUCAGUUGGUGUUUGCUCCCCUAAGAAUUCAUGUAAUGGUUUGAGACCUAAUGGUUUACGCCCCCAUUGAUUUCAGUUGGUUUUCGUCCCUCAAUGAACUCCUCUUCAUUGAUCCUAUGUCCAAACGGAGGCAGUAGUACUUUUGCUACUGCUACUCAUACAGAAGAAAUAAUAGCUAGAAGAAGCGUGCAGCUUCCUUGGUUGAUGCUGCAGCCGCCGGAGAGCACAUCUGUCUACAAAUUCUACAGACUGUCCAAAAAUGACGUGAAAGUGGUGGCUGUGGAAAGUAGUGAUCAGGACCCAUCUGAUUCCUACUCUCAGUUCUUGGGAUCACCGUUUGUGGGAUGGAUGGCUUACAUACGACGAAAAGAUUGUCAGUUUUUUCUAUUUAACCCACUCUCUGGGGAAAAAAUCAUUCUUCCAUCCGUUGAAACCCUUCCCUUUCAUAAAGGCAUCAUCCGGAACGAGCUUUCUGGUUCGGUCGAGAGCUAUACUCCGUACUAUUCAGCCGACGGGAGCCCCAUUUCCCCACAAAUGUUUUCCAAAUGCAUCCUCGAAGAUGUUGUUCUCUCGUCAUCUCCUAUGGAUGAUGACUGCAUAGCUGUGAUCACUUAUGGCUCUCCUCCUAAACUCGCCUUCUGCAGAAUACGACAUGGUCAUCCCAAUUCCUCCUGCUGGAUUCUCCUCGAUUCCCCCUUUAAACAAUGCUUUCAAAUUGUUUACCACAGUGUGAAAAAACUAUUCUACACGCUAAGCUGGAAUGAUGAGCUUGAAGCUUGGGAUCUCCAUAGCGAUCCAAUUAAGAGGUUUCACUUUCAUGAGGAUCAGACUCGAGUUUUGAAAACCACGAGAUAUCCCAUAAAGAAGGUAGGUCGGUUUAAGAGGUCUAUUGAUUCAAUUUAUUGGGGGGAUAAGUCAUUCUUGGUGUAUGACCACCAAAGCCAAGAGCUUUUUCUUGUUAUACGUUUUGUUUUACAUAGCCUCGAUUUGCAGUAUGUUCACUGGGUGCCACAUAUACGCCCUGAUUCGCUUCCCCACAAGACACUAGGUUUUGAAGUAUUCAAGUUUGAUUUCAUAAACGAUGAUAAUGAUCAUCAUCUUGUGAAGCUUCCAUUAUUGGAAGAUAUUGGAGAUCGUGCAAUCUUCGUUGACAAAAGACGGGCUUUUGCUCUCUCAACCACACAAUUUCCUGAAUUGAGGUCCGGUUCUAUUUACUUU
Messenger RNA from Capsicum annuum, 1386 nucleotides. RefSeq lists its product as uncharacterized. NCBI's taxonomy places the organism in Eukaryota, Viridiplantae, Streptophyta, Magnoliopsida, Solanales, Solanaceae. The transcript has a single exon. The record is from RefSeq and is a predicted model, not a curated record. The annotation marks the transcript as partial.